AUGUUCAGGAAAAAUAACGAUCGCGAAGAAAGGUUUCGUCGAUUUUUUCAUUUCAAAAUUCGGUAGUUUUCAGGAAAAAAGCGAAAGAGCAGGACAAAAAGUAUGUCGAGUACCGGAUCAAUCAAGUUUUGCGUGAGAUCAAGCCACAAAGCAAGGCGUUCGACAUGAAAAAGUUUGACGAGGUCGAGAACCGCGACGCGACCGCAACGCUUUCCAUGAAUUUUGUAGUCAUUCCCGCGCGAGAAGCGCAAAAUCAACCAUUCGGAGGUGGAGUUCGGCGAGCUGAUGCACGAGUACUUGGUCCUCCGGCCGGAUCCCCGAUUCGCGACCUGGUUCGGCAAAAGGGACACUAAAAGGGCCGAGGCGAAGAAGCCGACCUUGAGGUCAGUCUGAUUGACUUUCAAGCUUUUUACGAACCAAGACAAUCAUUCUUCUGAAUCCCUAAAAAUUUGAUCAUCUCCAGCGCCAUCACCAAGAAGAUUGGAAAGACGAGCAAGGCGCCAAGCGGUGGCCAAGCCGGCAAAAAGAACAACUACGAGAAGGAGCUCCAGGCGAAUCUCGCCCUCCAAGACGAGUUCAACGAAGACGAAGGUUUCUUCUGGGAAUUUCAACGUCUUCAUUUUUUCCAGAUGUUGACCGGCAGAGGAUCAAGGAAGCUUACAAGUUCAUGGACGCCGAGGACAUCGAGGGCAAGGUCAAGAACCUGUAUAACGCCAUCGGCGAGGGCGGCGAGUUCUUCUGGAAAUGCGGUGAUGACGCCAGGUUUUCCCAACGUCUACUGAAUAUUCUGACGUCAUAAUUUCCAGUAAGAACGAUGUGCAUGGCGGUGUCGGGGGUGGAAAUUCGGAGAGUGAGAAGGAAAAGGAGAAGGAGCCGGAGGAGGACGAGUACGCCGACUCGGAGACGUUUACCAAGGUGUGUGGUGCGACGCGGCUUUUGCGACUCGGCUAUGGAUUCUUCUUAGGAAAGGGAGCUUUAGCCGAGCCGCACGGUGAUGACGACGCGGCUGUGCGACUCGGCUGAGGAUCCUCUCGAAAAAAAGGGAGCUUUAGCCGAGUCGCGCGGUGAUGACGACGCGGCUGUGCGACUCGGCUAAGAGUUCUUCUUAGGAAAGGGAGCUUCAGCCGAGUCGCACGGUGAUGGCGACGCGGCUGUGCGACUCGGCUAAGGAAGUCUGUUAGAUAGCUGUUAGAUAGCUUCAGCCGAGUGGCACGGUUCUUGCGACGCGGCUGUGCGACUCGGCUAAGGAUCCUCUCAAAAAAGGGAGAUUUAGCCGAGUCGCACGGUGAUGACGACGCGGCCUGCGACUCGGCUAAGGAGGUCUGUUAGAUAGCUUCAGCCGAGUGGCACGGUUCUUGCGACGCGGCUGUGCGACUCGGCUAAGGAUCCUCUCAAAAAAAAUGGAAGCUUUAGCCGAGUCGCACGGUGAUUGCGACGCGGCUGUGCGACUCGGCUAAAAGAUAUUUUCGUUUAUUCUCCGGAAAUAUCUCAUAAACUCGCCAAAUAAAGUAAAAGGGGGCGGAGCUUGUUAGCCGCGUCACCAAAAAAGAUUGAAAACCAGCGACUCGGCUGAGAUUUUUCCCUUUCGUCUAAAAUACUCUGUUUUCUCACAAUAUCUACAGUAAUCUUUGUUUUUUCGCUCCAAGACCCAAAAUUUGUUUCAGUACGUCAACAAGGAUCCAAGCGUCGUAGUACUUCUCAAUCCUUUCGAGCGGACGAUUUUCGAACCUUGGGGACCUCUUCCACAGCUCUACAACGACCUCAAGUACUUUAAUGAGAGGUCAUUUUAGUGAUUUUCUUGGGAAAUUUCGAAAUUUUCAGAAAGCUCCUUUUGGGUAACACGCUUGAGUCGGUGGUGCGGUCUAACGUCUUUACGGGGUUUGUUUGAUUCGAUUUCUAAGUGGUCACUUAAAGGAUUGCUCAAGGGGCAAGAUAGAGAAGCUCUUAAGUGGACCCUUAGAGUUACCUAGAACUUCAAGAAGCUUUUAAUAACCAAGAUAGACGCAAUCAAACCCCUUAAGUGGCCAAUGGUUUGAAAACAACAUUACAGAACUAAACACUCUUGAUCCAACAAAAAUAUGAAAGCUACAUAAUCGACAUUUAAAAGAAUAACUUCAAGGUUAUUCCAAUUUACUCAAGUGGGGGGUUAACGCGACCGCGGGUCCUCUUCCCUCCAUCACCACAAGUUCCGACACAUAUGUUCCCAAAUUCUCCCUACAUCUAUUUCGUGAAAUUUAGUACUUGUGUGUGAGAAAUAAAACAUUUUGAUUGAUAUACUUGAGAAGAAGACGGUAAAGUGACCACUUAAGGGAGCGCAAGAACAAGGCGACGGCCAGGCAGGUGAAGUUCCACGAGACGGCCACCGCCAUGGAAUACGUGAUCGAGUCGAAUCCGCUGCAGAAAAGCAACACCAUCAAGGAACCCCUCGGGAAUCCCGUCCGAGAAUGA
Messenger RNA from Caenorhabditis auriculariae, 2448 nucleotides. NCBI's taxonomy places the organism in Eukaryota, Metazoa, Nematoda, Chromadorea, Rhabditida, Rhabditidae. The record is from the annotation of a GenBank genome assembly.